AUACUGGUUCUUACCCAAACAAAACAUGGCUAGUAAAAUGGUUUAUAUAGCCAUUUUGUCAAUUUUACUAGCCAUGGGACCAGAGUCUUGUUUGGGUAAGAGACCAGGACGGGCAGCAUUUAAUUCCAUAGACGGUUGUUGGCGAAGGAACCCUAAUUGGUUGAACAACAGGGAAGAGAUUGCAAAAUGCUCAGCAGGCUUUGCAGGUAAGAAGAUCAACAACAUUUGGGAAGACGUAAAGAAAUAUGUGGUCACUGAUCCUACUGAUAACCCCACAAGUCCUAAGCUGGGAACUCUUAGAUAUGGAGUGACCAUGAUACCUGGGAAAGUAUGGAUCUCUUUCCAGAAACACAUGUACAUUAAACUUGAAAGGACUCUUCUUGUUGGAAACUAUACAACUAUUGAUGGCCGAGGUGUUGUUGUUCAUAUUACCAAUGGAUGCCUCUUGCUCUACCAGGUAUUCUAUUUCUACUUACACUACUCUUUUUCCAUUUGGAAUCUAUCUAAUGAUUCAAAUUUGACGCAUAUUUUAAAUGUCCAUGGCAUUGUUAGGUUACUAAUGUGA
Messenger RNA from Spinacia oleracea (spinach), 565 nucleotides. Its product is annotated as probable pectate lyase 4. The transcript has a single exon. Gene Ontology annotation, molecular function: pectate lyase activity. The record is from RefSeq and is a predicted model, not a curated record. Lineage: Eukaryota; Viridiplantae; Streptophyta; Magnoliopsida; Caryophyllales; Amaranthaceae. Bases 26 to 565 code for a protein of 179 amino acids.